Molecule: messenger RNA, 3122 nt
Organism: Thalassophryne amazonica
Lineage: Eukaryota; Metazoa; Chordata; Actinopteri; Batrachoidiformes; Batrachoididae
Gene: nampt1
Product: nicotinamide phosphoribosyltransferase 1
Exons: 13
Coding region: 166-1641 (491 amino acids)
Biological process (GO): NAD+ biosynthetic process
Molecular function (GO): nicotinamide phosphoribosyltransferase activity
Source: RefSeq, a predicted model, not a curated record
CGGUCACAUGGCCUACCGAGCACGGACAAAGCCUCGGCACAGUGCUUUAUGAUCGCUCGUCAGUCCAGCGAGUUCGUCACAAGCAGUGAAGCCUCGGUGUCAGGCGUUCCCGUCAGUACUGACAGCUGCGACUGAGCGACUAAGGAGGCAGCGACCCGGGGAAAAAUGGAGCGCCGAGAUGUCGAGUUCAACAUCAUGCUAGCGACCGAUUCAUACAAGGUAACGCAUUAUAAACAGUACCCCCCCAACACGAGUAAAGUGUACUCCUACUUCGAGUGCCGCGAGAAGAGGACGGAUCCAACCAAAAGCACAAAAGUGAAAUACGACAAAACGGUUUUCUAUGGGCUUCAGUACAUCCUCCACAAAUAUCUCAAAGGAAAGGUGGUGACUCCACGGAAGAUUCAGGAGGCAAAGGAGGUAUACAGAGAACACUUCCAGGACGACGUUUUCAACGAGAAGGGUUGGAAUUAUAUUUUGGAGAAACACAGCGGACACCUGCCAAUUGAAAUCAAGGCAGUGCCGGAGGGCAGUGUCAUCCCCAGAGGCAACGUUUUGUUCACAGUGGAGAGCACAGACCCAGAAUGCUACUGGCUCACCAACUGGGUGGAGACGAUCCUCGUGCAGAUCUGGUACCCCAUCACUGUGGCGACAAACUCCAGAGAGCAGAAGAAGAUUCUUGCCAAUUACCUCCUCGAGACUUCUGGGAACUUGGAGGGACUCGACUACAAGCUGCACGACUUCGGCUACAGAGGCGUCUCCUCACAGGAGACUGCGGGCAUCGGGGCCUCUGCCCACCUGGUCAACUUCAAGGGCACGGACACAAUUGCCGGAGUCGUCGUCAUUAACAAGUACUACGGCUGCAAGGAUGCUGUGGCGGGUUUCUCAGUGCCUGCUGCUGAGCACAGCACCAUCACAGCGUGGGGGAAGGACCAUGAAAAAGACGCCUUUGAGCACAUCAUCAAGCAGUUUCCAAGUGUGCCUGUGUCCAUAGUUAGCGAUAGCUAUGACAUCUACAACGCAUGCGAGAAGAUCUGGGGCGAAGAUCUACGGGCGCAGAUAGAGACGCGCAGCGCACAGGCCCCGCUGGUUGUUCGGCCAGACUCCGGAAACCCGCUUGAUACAGUUUUGAAGGUUUUGGAGAUCCUUGGUAAGAAGUUUCCCCCAAAAGAGAACUCUAAAGGCUACAAGGUUUUUCCUCCUUACAUCCGAGUUAUACAAGGAGACGGAGUGGACAUCAACACGCUGCAGGAGAUUGUUGAAGGGAUGAAGCACCACAUGUGGUCCAUUGAGAACAUUGCUUUUGGCUCUGGAGGGGCUCUGCUGCAGAAACUGACCAGAGAUCUGCUCAACUGCUCCUUCAAAUGCAGCUAUGUGGUCACAAACGGGCUGGGGAUGAACGUUUUCAAAGACCCCGUAGCAGAUCCCAACAAGAGGUCAAAGAAGGGUCGCCUGUCCCUGCAUCGGACGCAGAGCGGAGACUUCGUCACACUGGAAGAAGGGAAGGGGGAUCUGGAGGAGUACGGCGAAGACUUGUUGCACACAGUGUUUAGGAACGGGAAGAUUGUGAAGACGUACACAUUUGAUGACGUCAGAGACAAUGCCAAGCUCAAAGAGAGUGAGCUUGAAGAGCUGCUGCAGUGAGUGCAGCACCAUGUAACCUCCAUUCCAACACGCUUCUCAACCUGUCCAGGAGUCUAAGCCCAGUUCUAUCAUCUGCAAAAACCAGAGAUGCAACUGGACACCCUCGGUUUCCAGAGUGCAGAGCUUUAGAAUUGAAAACCUGUGCUUUGAAUGUUGAAUGUUACCUGUCAAUGAGCGGAUUGAAAGAUGAUUCAAACACUCACUGGGUGUUGACGUCUCUCAUCUCAGUUUUGAGUUUGCAGUGUGCCAUGUCUUGUUGAGGGAGACCUUUUAUUUGCAGCAUCACUCUGUGAUUGAUGACCACCCAUGGGUGCCACUUUAUUGGUCAUGGGCGACAUCAAUGACAGGCUUAGAGGACUGCAUUGGUCUACAUGGAUCUGCUAACCGUGGUGAAAAUGGUUUAAUGCUCUUCGACUUUGCAAAAAGGUGGCGGCUGUGAGUUUUCCUGGCAGUAGAUUGACCAUGUUGUUAUGGGGAAACUGCUGGAGAAUACUGUAGGGUUUCCAGAACUGCCUAGUAUGAGAAUGCUAACCAGAGACCUUUUUGACUUCCCCAAGGAUUCCGUUGAAUCUGGCUACUGCUUGCUCAGUGCCCAAGGUUAAAUUUGGCCAGACUUCUCAGGAAUUGGCGUGCAGUCUGGCUGGAGGGCUUGCAGACAUGGGCACAUGUGGUAGUCCAAAUGGAAUGUGGGCGUUCUUCCACAACCAUAUCUUGAAAGGUUUGUAUCGGAGUCACUAGUGUCCAUAGGAGGAGGUGUUGCACAUUUGAGGAUGUCAUUUAGAAGUAUCGUAAUGCAUGGCCCGGAGCUGAGAAAACCAGCUGUGAUCGCCCUGGAGCCAUUUAUUGGAGGAAUCUGUCACUGGGCAAUUCACUAUCUGAGGGCUAGUGACCCUCAACCUGCUUACAGAAGAAUCAAAGCACUUUCUGUGAAAACCUCAAAAGUACUAUGAUGGUGACUGUGUAAGUGGAAAUCCUUCGUUUACAAAAUAGAAUUUGCGUUUGAAAAUAUUGCACUGAUUUUAAACACUUAAAAUUAAGCAAUUAUGUCAGAAUGAUUGCUUCAAAAGACUAAGUCAUGCAGUUGUUUGAGGAAUAGUUUUUGUACAACUCAAAACGCCGAUGGUGGCAGCUUAUUGAUAAUGAGCAUUGAUUCAUAAUAAAGAUUUCACUGUUCAUUUGUGUAUAUGUGUAUAUGUAUAUAUGUGUAUGUAUGUAUGUGUAUGUGUGUAUAUAUGUAUGUGUGUGUGUGUAAUAUUAAGCUACUGCAUCCUGUUAAGGGCUGUAAGGGGUAAGCUGGAUCAGAUCCAAGACAGAGGUGAGAGGCAAAGUCCAUGGACGGGCUAUUUGCUGUUUUAAAAACAAGAAAUGUCACUUUUAAACACUUAAACAAGUGAAAUACAAAAAAAAAAAGCAAUUUAGAAAAUGAUGGUGUCAAAACACUGUUUUCUGCAGCUCAAAAACAGUGGCAUCUUAUGGUUAAA